Cladocopium goreaui is the source of this 3495-nucleotide messenger RNA. The record is from the annotation of a GenBank genome assembly. NCBI's taxonomy places the organism in Eukaryota, Dinophyceae, Suessiales, Symbiodiniaceae.
AUGCAUCGCCUUCACUCUGUUUUGUCGCUGCUGCUUCAAGUGAUGAUUCAACACAUCGAGAUUGCUCCAGUGGUCAACCCGACUGCCGAGGCCCCACCAGAGUCCAACACUCAGAUCCAAGCGAUGAUGGAAGAGCUUCACAGUCAACGUAUGAUUCUGGAGAACUUCAUGCAACAGCGGAAGAUGAACUCCCAGAGUCAAGGAAGCACUGCAAAUUUGGUCUCCAAGAACCUCAAGACCAAGUCCGUGGCCAGUCCUUCUAUGCCGACAGAUCACUCUGGAACUGGGGCAAAUCACCGGAUGGCCAGCGUCGGACCUUCACAGCCUCCAAUGCAAUGGUGCUUAGCCGAGUCCGACGACGACGUGAUUGUGGAGGAGGAGGAGAUCGAGAUCAUCAGUGCCAAAGCCCCUCCAUCGUCAAGGAUUGCUCCACCAGUUCGUCAGCAACUGGCUCAGCAGCGAUCCAUCGAGGAGUGGGGAUCACAAAUUGUCAGCUGGGGAAAGAAACAUCGAGGAAAGACCUUCGAUCAGACCCUGCAACAGGAUCCAGCAUACCUCGAGUGGUGCCAGAAGAGAUUCAUGUCCUUGACACCGGAGAUGCAAGAUCUAGUGAGAUAUGGCCAACUCAAGAUGAGCCAAAGAGCAGCCGACGGUGAUUUGUCCACCAUUGCCGGAAGAUCCAGUUUGAUCAAGCAAGACGUCAUGAUUCCCAUUCUCAAACAUGUGAUGCUAGCGUCAUUUGACAUGUGCAGCUUUGGCCUUAGAAUUCCUGGAGCCCAGAAAUACUUGAAGAAGGGUAGUGUGGUCUUAACCACCUCCCGACAGUUUCAUGAGUUGUUGCAUGAUCACAAGUGCCCUGGUGGACACACUCAUCAGCGCAUCGAAGGCUCGAUAAGCCUGAAUGGUGUGAGUACGAAGUUGACUCACUUUUGUGCCACGUACUGCCAAGGUUUCGCCAAGGCCAUAGCUAAGUUCCUGUGUCACAGAACCCACACGAUGUGCCUGCCUUCCGAAGCGCUGGCCAUAGAUCUGGACGAUGAGAAUGAACCGCCCGCCAAGAGAUUCAAGUUUCUUGCCAAUCCACACAAACGUCGCAAGCCAAAUGAGCCUUUGGAUUUAGAAACACCACCUACCUCUGAUGAUGCCAGCGGGUCAAAUCGUCAUCCUCCAGACACAGCCAUCGUAGGGUCUGAGGCAAGUGCAGUUCCCGAGCAAACCGGAGUGCAAUCACCUGCCGGUGAAUCUCAGCCCUGGCAACUUGUAAUGCAGUUGGCACAAAGUGCUGCUCCCCGAGUAGGUAACAUGCGAUGUGAUGCAGACUCAGAGAUCUUUUCUCAGGUAUGUCAGCUCGUGCCCCAGAUUCAGGUUGAAAGCAUUUUUAUUUGCCGUGGCACGGAACGUUUUCAAGUUCCAAUUCAUGCACCUGCCUCACAUGGAUGCCCCAUUCGAUACACAGUUUGUUUGCAUCGUCACACCAACCAAAUCCAUGAUUUAGGACCAGAAAAUUGGCACAACAUGACUCGUGCACGACGCAUUCGAAACUGCAUUCCCAGCAAGAUGACCAUCACAGUAUUUGGAACAGAAAAAGUGUCUGAGCCUGCAAUUUCUGAAGUGCCUGAAAAGCAUUUGCAUGUCAGCCAUCCUAAUCGGGAUGACGAAAAGCCUGUUCCUGAAGAUCCCAAUGUUUCAGCUGUUCGAGUUCGAUCGGCUGACCAGUUGCCCCUGUCGGUGACACAAAGAACACCGAAUGCAGUUUGUGAAGGCUGGGCACCUCCACCUAUAGCGUUGCAUGGACCAAAAUUCCGACUUUUGAACGAAACUGAGAAGAAUGAACUCAUCAAACUCCAUAAGAAUCUUGGACACCCAGAUCCAGAAAAGUUAUCCCAACACCUUCGUUUACAAGGUGCAGAUCCCAAGAUUGUUGAUGCUGCUCGAGAGUUUGUAUGUGACGCUUGUGUGGAAUCAAGUUCGUUUCGACAUCAGCGCCCAGCUCAACUUCAUGAACCCCGGGAAUUCAACGACACCGUGGGUAUUGAUGGAUUUUUCUGGUCAGGACAAGGCGGGUUUCAGGUAAUGGUGUUUCAUUGCAUUGAUGAAUCUUCACUUUUCCAUAUUGGCAGACGAUUAGAUAACAGAAAUCUGGAACAUGUGUUGCCUGCCUUCUCCGAUAUGUGGUUUGCAUGGGCCGGAAGUCCCUCAAAUGUCUACUCCGAUCCCGCCGGAGAGUUUUGUUCGGAUGAAUGGCUCGCAUUUUUGCAGAGCAACAACAUCAUUCCCAAACUGUCCACGGAAGCAUGGCAAAAGGGUCGAGUGGAACGUCAUGGAGCUUUAAUCAAAGAGAUGUUAACACGUUUUGAUCAAGAAAAAUGCAUCCAAAGCACUCAAGAGUUUGACAUCGUGUUGAGAGCAUGCUUUCAAGCCAAGAAUUCCAUGUGCAAACACCGUGGAUACUCACCCGAACAAAUAGUGCUUGGAAAGGCUACCAAACUCCCAGCAUCCCUGACGUCGGAUGAAGAAUCGGGAGCACACAGCUUAGCCUUGGGACAUGACUUGGAUUCAGAACGUUUUAGACAACAGAUCACUUCUGAAGCCGAAACACCAGCCGAAAGUCAUGUUCAAGAGAAUCCUGAACAGAAUCCAGAGGCUAACCCAUCGGGUUCACAUCCUCCUGCGCUGGAUCUCGAAGAUGACAGUGAUGGCCUUUGCAGUGAACCCAUUCUCACAUGCCAGGAGGUUCUGGGACAGAUACAUCCAGAACCAGUGUACGACUGGAUGACCUUUCAAUCAGGUGAGACAGUUCAAUUGAAGGACCUAACACCGGCGGAUCGUAGAUUGUUUGACAUUGCCAAAGACGCCGAAUUGACAUGUUGGCUUCAGACAGGUGCCCUGAAACCUAUCUUGAGAAAGGGGCGUGCCGAUGAUGCAAAUCCCUUAGCCAUGGAACCUCCCCGAGAGCUGCGUCAAAAGCUUCGACUGGAGGACAAUCAGGUCAAGCACGAGAAACGAAUCUGGCCACCAACCUUAGCCAUUGACAAGUUGAUGCAGCCUCAAAAGAGUGUGACACACAUCAAUCCAUGGAGCUAUGCGGCGAAAAAGAUCCGUCCUGUGCUGGACAUCCAAAGAUCGCGCCAGCUCUUGGGCGUCACGGGACGGGUCCGGCCCGGCACCUUUUCAGGUACCAACCAGACGACCUAUGAGCAGAUCAAGGGGGCCUUCAGCGGAGCUGUGAAUCCUUUCCAUCGUGGGAUUUUGGGGAACUAUUGGGACAUUCUGUGCACUCCAGUGCGUCCUCGGUACUUCAACGCCCACUUUAAUCGCUUGCUAUGGCCUCCCAAGGGGGCCGUGCCAUUGGAACAGCAGAUGAGGAAAAAGAACGCCGCUGGGUCCUUGCCAAAGACGGACACUGCUGAGAUGCGUGACCUGAGCGUACCCCAGGAGACCACGUGCGACGCCGUGCCACCCUUGCCGCGGGAACAGUCGGACUGCUCGGGGUGA